AUGUUGCAAGAGUUAUGGGAAUUGGGCCACAAGAAGGAGGUAACUCUUUACCAUGUCACAGGACACUUCCCCUUAUGCAGUCUGGGCAAUGAUGAAGCUGAUGAGCUGGAUAAGGACUCAGUGGCCUUUGAGGAUGUGGAUGUCAACUUCACCCUGGAGGAGUGGGCUAUGCUGGAUCCUUCCCAGAAGAAACUCUACAGAGAUGUCAUGGGGGAAAUCUGUACACACUUGGCUUCUAUAGGAAAAAGAUGGGAAGAUGAGAACAUUGAACAUCAGUACAAAAAUCACAGCAGAAAUAUAAGGCACAUCUUAUCUCGCACCAGACCCAAACCACAUGAGAAUCAGGAAUAUGGAAAGAAACCAUAUAAACACCAGCAGUGUGGGAAAGACUUCUGUUAUCUCCACUCCUAUCAAAUUCAUGAAAGGACUCACACUGGAGAGAAAUGGAAUGAACAUAAAGAAAGGGGUACAUCCUUUAUUUCUCUGGCAAGUGUUCAAAGACACAUGAAAACACACACUGGAGAUAGACCUCAUAAAUGUGAAAUAUGUGGAAAAGGCUUUGACUGUGCCAGUUCAUGUCAAAGUCAUGAACAUAUCCACUCUGGAGAGAAACUCUAUGAAUGUAAGCAAUGUGGCAAAGCCUUCAGUCACUCUUGUUCUCUUAGAGUGCACGAAAGAACUCACACUGCAGAGAAGCCCUAUGAAUGUAAACGCUGUGGUAGAGCCUUCAUUCACUCUGGUCACUUUCGAGAACAUGAAAGAACUCACACUGGAGAGAAGCCCUAUGAAUGUAAACAAUGUGGUAAAACCUUCGGGUGGCACAGUUCCUUUCGAGUACAUGAACGAACUCACACUGGAGAGAAGGCCUAUGAAUGUAAACAUUGUGGUAAAGCCUUUGGUUAUUCCUCUUCCUGUCGAAAACAUGAACGAACUCAUACUGGAGAGAAGCCCCACGAAUGUGAACACUGUGGUAAAGCUUUCACUUGUUCUGGCUCCCUUAAAGUACAUAAGAGAACUCACACUGGGGAGAAGCCCUAUGAAUGUACACAAUGUGGUAAAGCCUUUAAUAAUUCCUCUUCCUGUCAGAAGCAUGAACGAACUCACACAGGAGAGAAGCCCUAUGAGUGCACACAAUGUGGUAAAGCUUUCAGUUGUUCCUGUUCUCUUAUAGUACAUAAAAGAACUCACACUGGGGAGAAACCCUAUGAAUGUACGCAAUGUGGUAAAGCCUUUAAUAAUUCCUCUUCCUGUCAGAAGCAUGAACGAACUCACACAGGAGAGAAGCCCUAUGAGUGCACACAGUGUGGUAAAGCUUUCAGUUGUUCCUGUUCUCUUAUAGUACAUAAAAGGACUCACACUGGGGAGAAGCCUUAUGAAUGUACGCAAUGUGGUAGAGCCUUCAGCCAUUCCAGUUCAUUUCGAAGACAUGAAAAGACUCAUACUGGAGAUAAACCCUAGGAAUGUAAGCAAUGUGGUGAAGCUUUCAUUUGUUCCAGUUUCUUUCAAAAGCAUAAAAGAAUUCACACUGGAGAGAAACCCUAUGAGUGUAAGGAAUGUGGGAAAGCAUUCACUUUUCUUUCAAGUGUUCGAAGUCACAUGGUAAUACACACUGGAGAUGGACCUUAUAAAUGUAAGGUAUGUGGGAAAGCCUUUGACCGCCACAGUUCAUUUCACAUGCAUGAAAGGGCUCACAAUGGAGAAAAACCCUAUGAAUGUAAGCAAUGUGGUAAAGCCUUUGGUUGGUCCAGUUCCUUUCGAAGACAUGAAAGAACUCACACUGGAAAGAAACCCUACAAAUGUAAACAAUGUGGUAAGGCCUUUAGUUUUUUUAGUUCUCUUCAAAGACAUGAAAGAACUCACACUGGAGAGAAACCCUAUGAAUGUAAACAAUGUGGAAAAGGCUUCAUUUCUCUCACAAGUGUCCGAAGACACAUGAUAGUACAUACUGGAGAAGGACCUUAUAAAUGUAAGGUAUGUGGAAAAGCCUUUGGCAGCCACAGUUCAUUUCACAUGCAUGAAAGGGCUCACACUGGAGAAAAGCCCUAUGAAUGUAAGCAAUGUGGUAAAACCUUCAGUUGGUUCAGUUCCUUUCAAAGACAUGAAAGAACUCACUCCGGAGAGAAACCAUAUGAAUGUAAAGAAUGCGGAAAAGCCUUCAUUUUUCUCGCGGGCAUUCGACGUCAUAUGGUAGUACACACUGGAGAUGGACCUUAUAAAUGUAAGAUAUGUGGGAAAGCCUUUGACCGUCCCAGUUCAUUUCACAUGCAUGAAAGGACCCACAAUGUGGAAAAACCUUAUGAAUGUAAACAGUGUGGUAAAGCUUUUGGUUGGUCUAGUUCUCUCCGAAUACAUGAAAGAACUCACACUGGAGAGAAACCUUAUGAAUGUAAACAAUGUGGUAAAUCCUUCAGCUGUUCCACUUACUUUCGACGGCAUGAAAAAACUCAUACUGGUAAGAAUGCUAAAUGUAAGGAAUGUGGAAAACCCUUCCGUUGGUCCAUAUACUGACAAAGACAUGUACAAAUGUACACUGGAUUGAAACCCUAUCAGUUUUAAAAAUGCAGGAUGGUUUUAAGUUUUAACAAAGCCAUGUGAAAACUCACACCGCUGUAAAACUUUAUAAAUGUCAGUAAUAUGAAAAGCAUGAUGGAAAUUCAAUUAUAUAAUGCUCUAAAAAAUUUACAACAUGAAAUGUGUUGUAAAAUAAUAAAUAUAUUUAUCAGUGCCUUAUUUCUUAAAGUGGAUCUAUGGACUAUUGAUUUCUACUUUUGCAAAGAAACAUUGAGGUGAGAUAGUCCUGUAAGUAGUCUUUAAGCAAUAGUACAUGAGUUUAAUAGUUUUGUUUUUAGGUGAGUUAAUAAAUGUUUUCUCAUUUUGAAUUGAAGUGUAUUGUAUCUAUGGGAGAAUUGAUGUAUAUUAUUAAUAUGCAGGUAUGUUUACUUUUUAUAUACUUUAAUUGUUCAUUGACCAAUGGACCAUUUUUAAAUGAAUCUUUGUUAAUUACUGAGGUUUUUGUACUGACCUAUAUGGCAGGUACUAGAUACCUCUCAUCUAUUAUAUAUAUUCUACCAUUAUUUCUCAUGGGAAAAAUAACAUUUAAAAAAAUGGAGCAAAAAGCUUUAUUCAAUUUUUCUUCCUA
Molecule: messenger RNA, 3139 nt
Organism: Galeopterus variegatus (Sunda flying lemur)
Lineage: Eukaryota; Metazoa; Chordata; Mammalia; Dermoptera; Cynocephalidae
Product: zinc finger protein 709-like
Biological process (GO): regulation of transcription by RNA polymerase II
Molecular function (GO): RNA polymerase II cis-regulatory region sequence-specific DNA binding; DNA-binding transcription factor activity
Source: RefSeq, a predicted model, not a curated record